Messenger RNA from Gastrolobium bilobum, 1531 nucleotides. RefSeq names its product protein SLOW GREEN 1, chloroplastic-like. The record is from RefSeq and is a predicted model, not a curated record. NCBI's taxonomy places the organism in Eukaryota, Viridiplantae, Streptophyta, Magnoliopsida, Fabales, Fabaceae. Gene Ontology annotation, molecular function: protein binding. The transcript has 2 exons. The coding region runs from base 38 to 1075 and encodes 345 amino acids.
GGUUUUGGGUAUCUCUCCUCCUUCUUCAACCUUAGCCAUGGAGUCUCUCCCUAAAUUCCGUCACUCUCACCUUUCACUCAUUCACCGCCAUUCUUCAUUGCCAACACCAACACCUUUCUCUUCCCUCUCCUUCCGCUCUCUACAACCACCACAUCCAUUCUCUUCUUCACCCUUCCAAUUAUCAUCCAUCAGAGCCUCAUCGUCGCCGUUACCGUCACCGUUACCCAGACACCAUGCUUUUCACAAACCCCAAAACCCUUUAACCAACUUUCUCCAAACCCUAAGCCCCUUUUUCUCACCUCUCGCCGAACCAACCUGCAUCGCCAUAGCCGCAGCCGCAUUCUUUUUCAUGCGCCUUCAGCUCAAACCCGCCGCCGCCGCCCUCAUGCCUCCCGCGGCGGAGUCCGUCGCGACCGAAAAUCUUUCGAUCGAAGAAAACGAGAGGGCAAUAGAAGAGCAACUGAGAAACAAUCCCGAUGACGCCGAAGCUCUUAGGUCACUCGUGGAGGUUAAGGUCAGAGCUCGGAAAAUCGAAGAAGCGAUUCAGGUUAUGGACCGUUUGAUUGAGCUCGAACCGGAGGAGUUAGAGUGGCCACUGUUGAAGGCUCACUUGUAUAGUCACAACGGUGAAUAUGAAUUGGCUAGAAAGGGUUUCGAAGAUUUGCUUAAGGAAGACUCGUUUCGCGUUGAAGCUUUUCACGGCCUUCUAUUGGUAACUUCAGAAUUGAACGAGUCAACUAAGGAUUUGUCGAAGAGGGUGGAAGAAGCUGUGAAGCAUUGCCAAGAGAAAAAUAUGGAUUCAGAAGUGAGGGACUUGAAGCUGUUGAUUGCGCAGAUUAAAGUGAUAGAAGGGGAUUAUUCUGAUGCAAUGAAGAUGUAUCAGGAGCUUGUGAAGGAAGAACCAAGUGAUUUUAGACCUUACUUGUGUCAGGGUGUUGUGUAUACUAUGAUGAGAAAGAAAGAUGAAGCCGAGAAACAAUUUGAGAAGUAUCGGAGUCUUCUCCCAGAGGAUCAUCCUUAUAAAGAGUAUUUCGAGAACAACUCUAAAACUUUCUCACAGAAUAUAAGGAAGUAGCAAAGAGCUGAGAAUGUUGACUUGCUGAAUUUCUUAACCAGAUGGCAUUUGUGUACGGUUUCUAUCGAGAGGGUAUAGUCUUUAGUUCAGAUCAAUUAAAGUACGGACUAAGGAGGCAACCAGGCAGGUAAAAUAUGAGAACAUCACUGAUGAUGCCAUGUCCCGUGCUAUUAGUUUUGACAAAGUGUUGAACUAUGCUAUGAUUUUCAUAUGAUUCAUUAGAGGCUGCCACCCCUUCUCCAAGUUAAUGAGCAAUUUUGGAAGAUCAUGAACUGCUGCUAUGGUUGUGUUUUCAAGCAUUUACUCUUUUUUAAUUAUUCGGCUUUGUUGCUUAUGUAGUAUAGUGUUGUCUUCAUGCUGCUACUUGGAGUAUUGUCAUUUUCCAUUUUCUUCAGAAUCUAUUCAGAUUUUAGUAUUUUACUUUGAAAUGUGGCUGGUUAUAUUUACAAAGCAACU